AUGAGUAAAUCAAAGGACUCGUUGUCAUCGACAGUGAAGAGCUAUUUAGUCCGCACUAACCGUCCGUUCAGUGCCACCGAUGUCUUCAAUAACCUGAACACCAAAGACAACAAACUGAGCAAAACUGCGGUCUUUAAGACAUUGGAUGAGUUGGCGUCCAGACAGGAGAUCCAGGAGAAGGUGAACGGCAAACAAAAGGUGUAUUUCGCCGAUCAGAACAACUUCGACACCAUUGAUGACAAGCAGAUGAAGGAAUUGGACCUCGAAUUGAAUCAAUUGGACAAAGAGGUGAAUCAACUUCAAGACAAAGUCAAACAUAAAGAGAGUAGACUUUCGACGCAUAAGAAUUGCUUAACUUCUGAGCAAAUCAGUGGACAGUUGUCUGAACUGAAGGCUGAGAUCAAGGAUUUGCACAAAAGAUUGGAUUCAAUUGAUAGCAAAGCAAAAGAUUUUGAUCCGAAAGAGAACCAAAAGCUGAAGACUGAUCGACAGAAACUGGUGACCGAAUGGAGGAAACGCAAGCGAAUGGCCACUAAUAUGGUUGAUAUGAUUCUCGAGUCGUAUCCCAAACCCAAGAAAGCACUGCUCGAAGAGAUUGGUCUCGAAACCGAUGAGGAGCUGAAGGUGUCAUUGCCUCAGAUUUAA
This is a messenger RNA of Oppiella nova, 645 nucleotides long. The record is from the annotation of a GenBank genome assembly. NCBI's taxonomy places the organism in Eukaryota, Metazoa, Arthropoda, Arachnida, Sarcoptiformes, Oppiidae.